GUCCAAUUUAGCGGCCGCGUCUGAUACGCGAUAGGUUAGUUAGUUGCGUCAGCCUCGGGCCGCUGGAACUUUGCGACUGAGGCCUCUGGACCUCUACGACCAACCAUCUCCGCCCUCGUUCCUGCGCCAUCGCGUCCUCAUCAUGCGCAUAACGGAGGCUUCUGCUCUCCCGGCAUCGAAAUGAACCCCGCAACACCGUGCUACUAGCUCACAACAAUCGUCAUCGUCUCUCUUUUGUUUCUUUUUUCAAUCAACCAAGUCUCUUCUUCGACCAGUCGCACCCGUCGCCCGAUCGAUCCGAACUUCACCCGAACCCAACUCUACGCAUAAUCUCGACGCCUCCGAGCGGUACCAUACUUACGCGAAGGACAUCACGGAACCAAUACCGCGACGAUGGCCUACAUACUCUACUCCACCGUGUUCCUCUUCCUCGUCUCCAUCACAGUCCUGUACCUCACCCGGGACCGGUGGUCGCACCUCGUCUCCGAAAUCCGCCUCCCUGGCGGCGGGCACCUCUACGACCGUCUGCCGGGCUCUUUCUCGGGCGACAUCGAGGCCGGCCUGUCUUCCAGCAACUUUGACCUCGCCGGGAACGUGGCGGAUGGUGACAGCCGGGCGGGGCUGGACGACGCGGCGAAGCAGGAGAUCCUCAAGAUCAUGAAGAAGCGGAGGAUGAAGUUCGACCAGGCCAGGAAGGUCUACAUGGAGAACCGGUUUAAGGACAACGGAAUAGGGCCGGACGGGCGGCCGAAGGAUCCCAAGUUCGUCAGCUUCUCGUGAGGGGAUGGUGGUGGGCAGCGAUGGAUGGUUUAGCAGGUGGCCAGGGAGGCACGGCAGCGGUUCUGGUUCAAGCGUUCUGCUUUGUCGUAUCUCCUUUUGACCGAUAGCCUCUGCGACGGCGUUUGGUGGAUUGGUAUACCUGACUGGCUCAGCUCCUGUGGGCCAGCUUAUCAUUGUUUUGGACGCGGUUAUUUUUCAGCCAUUGGUUUCCGUUUUGGGAGACAGUAAUGCACAUUGUGCGAGGCAGACGCCGGAUUUCCUAUCUAUUAUCUUUCUUCUGUUGGCAUAUUUUUGGUCAACGCUCUAGCAAUCAAUGCGGUUGUCUUUUG
Diaporthe batatas is the source of this 1109-nucleotide messenger RNA. RefSeq lists its product as uncharacterized. The record is from RefSeq and is a predicted model, not a curated record. NCBI's taxonomy places the organism in Eukaryota, Fungi, Ascomycota, Sordariomycetes, Diaporthales, Diaporthaceae. Bases 394 to 780 code for a protein of 128 amino acids. The transcript has a single exon.